CAAAUCCGGAUCUGGAUCUAGGAUCUAUGCUUGUACAGACAAUUAUAGGAACUUCCUCAUCAACAUCAACACACUCCUCCCGAGGUUCCUCUCUACACUUUUCAUAUGGAGCCAGGUUUCAGUACAUGGAAGCAAUCAACACGAGGAACAUCAUAACACUUUGGAACAGGAGCGUCUGGGAAACAAGGAAACAAAGGUCGGGCUCUGAGCUUGGUUCUGGUUUCGGGUUUGGCUCAGGAGACGAAUCAGGACUAGACUCCGAUCUUGUUAGAUCUGGAACACUGUUCCAUGCACAGAAGAACCCUGGACUAACCCUGGUGUUGAGUACUGUACAAGCAGAGUACACUUAUCCACUUCAGGAGAACAGGCAGAUUUUCAGGGAUGUUUACCAACUGGAAAAGAUGGAUAAGAUGGAUUUUAUCCAGAUAUCGGAGUUGAUUAAUAAGUUUAACGCACCUUGGAAUCAACCUAUCCUAGAGCCUGCGGUUUCUGCUAAUAUCAGUACCGAAUGCCAGGAUUCCUUGGAUUUUAUUUACUCAGCUCUACUCUACGGGGACGCAUCAUGGCCAAUCCGUAUUCUAGACUCUACGGGAAGACCUCAAUCCGGACUUGGUGAUGGAAAUUUCUUUUGGCUGGGUCGGUUCUCAGAAUGUGAAUCAAUCCAUCAGCUUCCCAACGGAACAACAUAUAGUUUGGCACAGCUUGGUAUUCAAGUCAGGACCAACGCGAGCUCUGUAAAUCUGGAGAUAAAGCAAGGAAUUUGUACACCAUCAACAUGUUUUAAAGAUCUCAGGAAUGUUCUAAUAGAAUUUGUUUAUCAAGUUGAGGCAUAUCUUUAUAAAAUAAACAUUACAAACAUCAGCGUAAACAUUGGGAAAAUCAGCAAGAUAUCUGAAGGUCCAAAUGUUUGGACGGAUGCAGAUGGUGUAUCUCGUCUGUGCUGCCUGCUUUUCUUUAUCUUGCUUGUUCUAGUCUCAACCACUCUGGAUCUUAUAGAUACAUACAUACCUUCUCCGCCACAAACAGAUCAAGUUUAUCAGGAGUCUACAGAUCAACAGGAAUAUGACGAGGACAGUAUCCACGUCCUCCAGUCUGAUGCAGAAUCACAAAGAAGUGUCGAUUUGGAGUCAUUUCCUAUUCUUAACUUUGAGACUUUGCAAUUGAUGAUUCCGUAUAACAGCUUAGAAGAUGUUUCCAAUACUAACGAGGAUGAUGAUGUAGAAGAAGAUGUAUCUGAGAGGAGUGAUAUCUAUCUCAUCAGAAACCAGGAACCUAGACUACCAACUAUUCUGGUUCAGGACUGGGAUAUUGAAUCAGGCGACCAAGUACAGAUUACCAGCGGCAGCCUAGUUCUAGAAGGGGCUAGUGAGGAGAUGAAAGUUAGCAGUAGUGAAACUUUGUGUCAAACAGAAGCAACUAAUCCUGAAGAAUCAAGUAAGCUUGAAGAUCAAGAAAUUAUAGUUGAAGAUAUUCAAGUGAUCGAUGAGGAUGAUGCUGAACCUGAAAGUGCUGAAGAAAUGAAUCUUGAAGAUCAGAAAUAUGCUGAUGAUAAUAUUGUCAAAACUAAAAAUGAAACUCGAGUUAAAAGUAAAGAGGAUUCUGCGAAAACUAGUUUAAAAGAUGAAAAAGAAAAAAGAGAAAAAUAUGAAUCAGAAAAAGUUUUCUCAUCUUUGGAUAGUUUACCAGUGAAUGAUUAUGAGACUGAAAGAAAUGAAAGGAGGCAGAUGGUUCUGCUGGGAAUGGUUGAAUCUGAAUAUGGGCUGGAUUAUGUGGAUGGAGAAGAUCCAGUUUUCUCGACAAAAGGGGGAUGGAGAAGUAGAACGGAUGGCUUAUCAGAGGAGAUGGUGGAAUCUUUAUAUCAAAACCAAAUAAAGUUAGACGCUAGUGCUUGUGAGAUUGAAGAAGCAGGGAAGGAUUAUGCUGAUUCUACGGAACACAAGAGUAAAACUCUAAGUUUGAGGAACUGUAUCCUCUCCUUUUCAGCUAUUCGCAACUUCAGGAAAAUAGUAAAUAUUGACGAGAGCUCCGAGGAUUUGAAUUUUCUGCACGGAAUGCGGUUUCUCAGUAUGACCUGGGUUAUACUUGGACAUACUUUCUUUUUCUCUCUACCCUAUCUAGAUAAUCUUAAGCCAUUGUUUGACGAGGCAAAGAGCUCCUUGAGUUUUCAGGCAGUUCUUCAGGGAACCUUUGCUGUUGAUACUUUCUUCUUCAUCAGUGGACUACUGUUUACCUACCUGUUCUUUAACAAGUUGACCAGCAAGCCUGGAUCUGUAAACACUGUGAUUGGUUGGAGUCAGCUGAUCAUUCAUCGGUUUAUUCGAAUACUUCCUCCAUAUCUAGCUCUAGUAGUUCUUCUUGAACCUCUUUCAUUCUUCCUUUGCAGUGGACCCCUGUGCCCGAGUAAACCUGGAGUAAACUGUGGAAUGUAUUGGUGGAGAAAUAUUCUCAAUAUUCAGAAUUUCUUCCAUUUCGAUGAAAUGUGCGCGGCAUGGACUUGGUACCUUGCGCUAGAUUUUCAAUUCUUUGUUUUAACAGUUCCUGUUCUAGUCGUCUUUGUUCUAGUUCCGCCAUUAGCUGCGGUAAUCUUGUUUGGUCUGUUGUUGGGUAGUUGGAUAUCAACCUUCCUGGUGGCAGGACAGUACAAUGUAUCCCCGGACCUGCUCAACUCUGUCUUCUCCUCAGCUAGCAUUGUCUUCGACGUUAUGUACGAUAAACCUUGGACCAGGGCAGGACCGUAUAUUGUAGGACUGGUCUCAGGGUAUACUUUACAUAGAUUAUCCAAAUCCGGUUUCCCAAUAAUGACCUUCUCCAAGCAGCUUGUUUGCUGGCUGGUAAGCACUGUGCUGGCUCUAGGUUUAGUCUAUGGUCUGUACGAGGAUAAGUUAACCAGCACACAAGCACAGCUUUACUCAACCUUCGCCCGGUCAACCUGGGCGCUAGUGCUAGCCUGGAUCAGUGUAAGUUGCGGAUCUGGAUUCGGAGGGAUUAUAAACUGGAUUCUCUCUCUCCCCGGCCUCCGACCUCUUUCCAGGUUGACCUACACAGCCUACCUCAUUCAUCCUCUGAUCAUGCUCCUCUUCUACUCUAACCUCGAGGUCCCGUACCACGGGAGCAUCCUCGGCUACAGCCUCCAAUAUACAGGGUUUCUGCUGACCUCGUAUGGAGCAGCACUUCUUUACUCCCUGGUCUUCGAGGCUCCUUGGAUCAACAUUCAGAAACUGUUCGGGAUCUAGAACCGUCAAGAACCAUCGAGCACCAUGUAGAACCAUCUGGAACCAUAGAACCAUCUAGAACCAUUUAGAACCAUCUAGAACUAUUUAGAAAUAUCUAGUACUAUCUAGAACCAUCUAGAUCCGUCUAGAACCAUAUAGAACCAUAUAGAACCAUAUAGAACCAUAUAAAACCAUAUAAAACCAUCUAGAACCAUCUAGAACCAUCUAGAACCAUCUAAAACCAUAUAGAACCAUAUAGAGAACCAUCUAGAACCAUCUAGAACCAUCUAGAACCAUCUAGAACCAUCUAGUACCAUCUAGUGCCAUCUAGUACCAUCUGGAACCAUCUAGAAUCAUCUAGAACCAUUAACGUAAAUUUA
This is a messenger RNA of Eurytemora carolleeae, 3592 nucleotides long. RefSeq lists its product as uncharacterized. Lineage: Eukaryota; Metazoa; Arthropoda; Copepoda; Calanoida; Temoridae. Bases 27 to 3233 code for a protein of 1068 amino acids. The record is from RefSeq and is a predicted model, not a curated record. The transcript has 34 exons. Gene Ontology annotation, molecular function: acyltransferase activity, transferring groups other than amino-acyl groups.